Megalobrama amblycephala (Wuchang bream) is the source of this 2651-nucleotide messenger RNA. RefSeq lists its product as uncharacterized. Gene Ontology annotation, molecular function: cysteine-type peptidase activity. The transcript is spliced from 9 exons. Gene Ontology annotation, biological process: proteolysis. Lineage: Eukaryota; Metazoa; Chordata; Actinopteri; Cypriniformes; Xenocyprididae. The record is from RefSeq and is a predicted model, not a curated record. Bases 1 to 1104 code for a protein of 367 amino acids.
AUGUUGUUCCAGCUAAAAGCCUUGUGGGAAAAAAAAGACACAGAAGUGGUUAUUUCUGUGGUUCCCUCUCAAAUUAGAGGGAGAAGCUAUUUAGUCCACCACAGUGAGUUCCGGACGCUUAGACCUCACAAAUGGCUUACAGGCGAGAUCAUUGAGUGUCUCAUGCAUUACACUGUCACCAAGCUUCAUUUGGAGAAAAAAAUAUAUAUCAUGAACCAUUACAUAGCCGAUGUGAUCCUCACUGGGGACAGAAAAGCAGUGAGAAGACACAGUUUGUCAAAGGUUAACUUUGACGACUACGAGGCCAUUGUAUCUUUCAUUAAUGUUGGAGAAACACACUGGAAGUUUCUGUACAUCAAUGCAGCAGAAAGCUCUGUGUACUAUCUUGAUCCUUUACCAAACUCUGCAGAGCAGGUGGAAUCAGAACUUGCUGCACAUACAUUCUGUGAAUACUUUCAAACCAGGACCAUCCACCACCGUACAAGAGACUGGGUGGAUAUUGAGUUCAGAGGAGCUAUUAUGAAACACCCAAUUCAACUGGAUGGAUGUAGCUGUGGUGUGAUUGUCCUCAUGAUGGCAAAGGCAGUCAUGGAGGCAUUUCCUGAAUUGCCUAAAAUGGAAUUUGAGACGUCUAAAAAACACAUGGCCCAGGAACGCAGGGCUUUGGCACUGAAAAUACUUGAAGCAUCAGUGUUUGAUGCACAGAACAACUGCUCCAUGUGUGCGGCGUCUAAACCACCAAGUCCAGGGACUUCCAUGACCAUGUGUGCGGCGUCUACACCACCAAGUCCAGGGACUUCCAUGACCAUGUGUGCGGCGUCUACACCACCAAGUCCAGGGACUUCCAUGACCAUGUGUGCGGCGUCUACACCACCAAGUCCAGGGACUUCCAUGACCAUGUGUGCGGCGUCUACACCACCAAGUCCAGGGACUUCCAUGACCAUGUGUGCGGCGUCUACACCACCAAGUCCAGGGACUUCCAUGACUGACUGGAUACAGUGUGACAGCUGUACACGGUGGUUCCAUGCAGUGUGCGUGCCGUUGAACAAAGUACAGUUUGAGCAAGCAAAAAACACGGCCUGGGAUUGUUGUUUGUGUGAUUAGCUUUUUUUUUUUUUUUUUUUUUUUUGACUUAAUAAAAUUAUUUUUUUUUUUCCUCAUGCACUACUUGUUUUGUCUCUUAUUACAAAUGGCAUAAUGUUCAACUAUAUAAUACAAAAUGAAAACCAUUGAACUAUGAUCACACUGACCUCAGUGAAACUAACUUGACACUUUGAACUGUGUAGAUCUUGAUAUUGUAGACUCAAACUCUAAACCCUGUGAAAAUUAACAUGGGACAGGGAUUGAUGUUCAUCCCAAAGAAUCGGUUGAAAAUUUCAUGUCAACUCUGAAGGAAUUUUAAUAAUGGCAGUACAAAAUGCAAAAAAUGACCAAUGUUAUAAUGUAUUUUGACAGACUUUGCCUUUAAUUUUCUGUAAACCUCUACAGUAAAAUCCCAUGAAAAUUGAUGUGGACAGAGAGAUGUUCAUCCGAAAGAAGAAUCCAUUGAAGAUUUCAUGUCAACUCUGAAGGAAUUUUAAUAAUGGCAGUACAAAAUGCAAGAAAUGACCAAUGUUAUAAUGUAUUUUGACAGACUUUGCCUUUAAUUUUCUUAAACUCUACAGUAAAAUCCCAUGAAAAUUGAUGUGGACAGAGAGAUGUUCAUCCUAAAGAAGUACAAAAUGCAAAAAAUGACCAAUGUUAUAAUGUAUUUUGACAGACUUUGUCUUUAAUUUACUGUAAAACUCCACAUUAAAAUAUCUUAGAGUAGCCUACAAUUGAAGCGCAUUUUUGUGCAACAUAAAUGUAGUUUUAAUAUGUUUUACUUGUCAUUGGCCAAAUUGUAUGAACAACCUCUGAAAUACACGUCUUUCUCUGCUUUUUGGCCGCUCCAUGUAUCCGUACCGUAAUUCCCCAAAUAGACGAGCAUUAAUAUGCAGGCGGCGGCUGGUUUGACCGAGCUUUUGCAGAUGACGGCUCACUUGACUGCGGUGAGCGACAGUCUGGGACAUUCGUCUGCAUCAAGAGAGCUGCGUCGGGACUGUGACAGCCCGUGCGAUCGGUGAGGACGCUGGUGUUGCGCAAAACAUGUGUGGUGAGCUCAUUCAUUUUAUUUUAUUUUGCUCCACGAAGUGAAGUAGCCACGAGUUUUUGGCUACUACUAACCCAAGCGUCGACUCAGGCCUGCAACGUGGACUGUGGUAUUUUCAGUAUUAGAUUAUUUGAUUUCUGCCGACUGUUUAAGUAAGAGUUAUUCUGCCAGUCAUCUUUUGAUUGUUUACCAAUUCAUAUUCUUAUUUAUUAUUUUAUUUUAUAUUCAGUAAAAGGCUUGGCCAUUUGUUUAAUUGUUGUUGCAGUUAUUAUUUCAUUUCCAUUUGCUACUGUGGGUUUAUUUAGAAAUACCAGCAACCUGUUUAAUCGUCUACCCUUAUUAUAAUAAUAGACAUUUAAGUGAAUAUUAGAUCUUAAAAGUAGGGCUGUGAAUCUUUGGGUAUACUGCAAAUCGAUUCGAUUCAUGAUUCAUGGGUGCUCGAUUCGAUUCAAGAAAGAUUUUUGCAUAUUAGUGUUGUCACGGUACCAAAAUUCCAGUAGUCGGUACCGAUACCAUGAAA